Messenger RNA from Pterocles gutturalis (yellow-throated sandgrouse), 2109 nucleotides. RefSeq names its product beaded filament structural protein 1, filensin (gene BFSP1). Gene Ontology annotation, biological process: lens fiber cell development. Lineage: Eukaryota; Metazoa; Chordata; Aves; Pterocliformes; Pteroclidae. Gene Ontology annotation, cellular component: intermediate filament; cytoplasm. The transcript is spliced from 9 exons. The record is from RefSeq and is a predicted model, not a curated record. The coding region runs from base 148 to 2109 and encodes 653 amino acids. Gene Ontology annotation, molecular function: structural constituent of eye lens.
GCCCUGGAGACAAGUCCUAAUCACCUGGGGGGGUGAUUAUGUUUAGUUCUUCCUCCCCAAACCCCCCAGACAUAAUUCAGAUCCAAACUGGAAAGACAGGCAGGCACACAAGAGGGGACCCCGGCACCACUCAGCCCCCCCGAAGCCAUGUACAGGAGCAGCUUCCUCCGCGAGGUGCGCAAGGAGAAGUACGAGCGGUCGGAUGCUUACGAUGAGCUGCGAGGCUCCCCUGAAUUCGACAGCUUGGCCCAAGCCCGGGGCCUGGAGAACCUGCAGGAGUUCAACGAGCGCUUCGCCAGCUACAUCAACCGGGCGCGUGUGCUGGAGCAGCGCAACACCAUCCUGCGCAAGCAACUGGAGACCUUCCAGCGCAUGGAUGAGCUAGUGGGCUUGGACGAGGCCUUCGCCGGACAGAUCGAGUUCAACCGCCAACGAAUGCGUGAGUUGGCAUCUGACCGAGCCAAGCUGGAGCGGGAAGAAAAGGAUGCCCAGCGCAUGCUCGAUGAGUACCGCAACAAGUAUAGAAAUGAACGUGAAUAUCAGCAGAGGCUAAAAGAAACCCUUGAACGCCUUAAUAAGGAAGCUGAUGAAGCACUGCUGUGCAACCUGGAGUUGCAGAUCGAGUCCCAGUUCCUGCAGGAUGACAUUAAUGCCACAAAGGACAGAUACAAGAAGAACCUUAUGGAAAUCCAGACCUACGUCACUGUUUUGCAGCAGAUCAUCCAGACAACUCCUCGUGUGUCCCCUAUAACCACUGGCAUAUGUGAGGAAAAACUGAUAGCGGAGAGGAGGAUCCCUGUGCUGCAAAGCCAGCUGGAGGAAUACAAGAGCAUCCUCUGCCAGCUACAGGCACAGAAAUACAAACUUCAGACAGAGACAACCAUGCUGGAGCAAGCAAUCAAAAACACCCAGGAGAGUUAUGAUGAUGAAAUUCAGCUUUACAAUGAGCAGAUUGAAAACCUUAGGAAGGGGAUAGAGGAGGCUGAGAAGACCUUGGAAAAGUACACGACCGACUGCCGCCAGCUGGUGAUCUACCAGCAGUCCCUGGAGAACGAGCUGGAACGGUACAAACGUAUCAUCGAGAACGAGGAAAGCCGGUUAAACUCUGCUAUAGCAGGAACGCCAGUCACACUCUUCACGCAGAUCUAUAGACCUGUCCAGCCUCAAGCUUCAAGGGGAAGAGAUAUCACCCAGGUCGUGCAAGAUAUUACCAGUGUAAAGGCCAGACAAAAAGCUCUGACAAAGAAAAUUGCCAGGAAAAAGGAGCUGAUGUCUAGAGACAUAACCGACGGUUUCUCGCCUGAAAGAAUGUAUGAAAGAACUCUGGAAGAUUUUGACCAAGAUCAGCUGGAGUUUAGGCAUGAAGGCUCAGUCACCUGUGAACCUGGGCAGGAAGGAUUAGAACUCGAUGAAAAAGAAACAGGCCCAGAGGAUGUACCUGAUGGAGCCCAGAUAAGUAAAGCCUUCGAUAAAUUGUGUAACAUUGUGAGGGAGAAAAUAAGAGUCCACAAGAAACCAGAGCCUAAACCUGAUGCCUAUCCCAAAGGGCGUUACGUGCUGGUAACGGGGGAGGAACCCUCUGAAGAACCUUGCAUCUUGGCCCCCUGCGUCCCAGCGAGGGGAGGGAUCACAGUUUCCAUCAGCAACGGGAAGGUGAUGAAUGGUGGUGAGGUAGAGCCCAUACCAGAGCUGCCUGAACCAUUAGAAAAAGAGAAAGGCGUUAUCUGUGAAAGGAGGGAAGAGUUUGAACAAAAAGAGGAAGAGAAAGAAGACAUGCUGGAAUGGGCCAAAAAAACGAGAGGAAAAAUCGAGGAAAUCACAAAGUAUCCAGAGAUCUCUGAGCCUGAGGCAGUUCCUUCCCCUGGUCUGAUUAGCCCAACUGAGCCAGGAGUCCUUCGAGAGACAGAAUAUGAACGAGAAGAUAAGCAGGGCAUUUUGUUCAGGGAAGCAGGCUUGCCUGGCUCCAUGAGCUAUGAGAAGGUGGAAGUAGUGGAAUCCAUUGAGAAGUUUUCAGACAACAGAAUUCAGACGUAUGAAGAGACAGCAAUGAUUGUGGAGACAAUGAUAGAGAAGACAAGCAAGAAGAAACCAGGUGACAAAGGCUCUUAA